GGCAAGUAACUCUGUUAGUUGAAGUUUUCAGUGACUCAGAUUCCGGACUCACAGCGGGAAUAAUGAUGUUCUGCAGAGUGGCUUGGCAAAGACUUGCGCCUCUGGCACGCAAAACACUCACUCCUUUCAGCAAUGCUGUGUUCCCUACACGACAGAUGUCCUUUGGUCUACCUGCGUCCGGCACAAACAUAGCUUACAUGGUACUUGGUGGAAGCUCGCUUACUGCUGCUCUUGUUUAUGCCUAUAAGACAAUAAACUCUGACAGUGCAAGAUAUAAUGAAAGAAUUGCUCAACUCGAGGCCAGAUCUAAAAGUGAGGAGGGAGCAGUGGCCGAGGUGGGCUCAGUAGCAGAAGCAGCUGCGGUUGUGGAAACCACAGCAGCUGAACUUGCCACAGUUGUUGAGGCCACAGCAGCACAACCCGUCAUUGAGGUGGUUAAUGCAGAGGCUGAACAGACCUCAGAACCUGUGGAUGCAACACUGGAUGUUGGGGCAGCAACUACCAUUGUAGAGGCAGUAGCAGCUGAUGCUGAGGAACCUACUGCACCUGUUGUUGAGGAUGUUGCUGCUGAGGCUGCUUCUCCAAGUGCUGAGACAACCGGUGAGGCGUGUUCUGCUGAGGAAGCAGUCUGAAUCCCCAGCAGUCUAGAUAUAUGAUUCUUCCCAACCCACCUUGGAACGCUGCAUUAACUUUUAGAGACUCCCAUUUUUGUGCUCCUUUUAACUGAUUGACUGUGUCCUCUGCACAAAAAGAAGUGUCCCUUCUGAACUCCACAGGGUGCUAAUCCCACAGUUGAGGAGGAGGAGAGGUUGAUGAAGUCCAAAAAAUCAGUGGCAAUGCUUUUCAAUUCCAAACUGAGGUUUUAUUAUCCCAGUCUGUGUUUUGAUGCUUGAAUAUCUAAUGUAAAUCGCAUAUGAUUUUUUAACAUCUCCUCCUUCACAUCCAGUGGAUGUGCCUGCUGUAAUACUGUGUCCCUGCAGUAUAACAUAUUGUGUCUCAUACGUGUGCAUGGAGACAUUUUUCUUAAAUAGCUUCAUAUUGACAAUGACUUUUACUGUCAACAAGAACAUGCUAAUAUUUUAUGGAUAAGUAGGUUUGUGCGUCCUUCAGAACUGAAUGCUUUUUACAUUCCAGGUCAGUUCCUAUUUCAAUGGUAUUGAAUUGAAUUUGAACUGAGAUAGUAAACAGCAUGCAGAAUUGUGUUUAAGGAAGUAGAAUUAAAAUGGACCGAAAGUCAAAGGAAUUUAUGUAAGUGCAAUAACUGUAAUUUUAACUAGAAAAAGAAAGUUAAUCAAGACAAACUUUAAGCGAUGGCUUGUAGAACUUGACAAAGUUUCAUUCAUUUCAGCCUUAUAGACAGACAGAGAAACAAACAUAGAUCUGUUUGAAAUGUCACCUAACCAUCUUUAGCCGCUUUAGGUAAAUAACUAGAAGAAUAACAAAUUGCAAUAAACAGUAAAACUAAAAUAAAUGAAUAUUUUUCAAAUAAAUUAAAAUAAUAUGAUAAAGGACUGUUUUGUACAGCUAAGAUAACUAGAAAUGGCUGACACCGGAAGCGUUGCGCAUUUGGUUAAAAACAAAGUGGACAAAGUGAAUAAUUCAUUUAUAUAUAAUUCUUCUUAUAGGGUAGAAGAACACUUGAUUGACUUUAGGGUGGCCAAGUUUUCGAUUCUGAAUUUUGCCCAAUCCUGAUACCUACAAUAAAAUGUGUCUUACAUGUUUUUGGAGGUGCCUUUCUGCACAUGCAUUCAAAAUCCCUGUGGCCUAAUAAGCAACUCUUCCUUCAAGGGAGAUCACUUUUUUAUGAUUCACCAUUGUUUUUCUACCUGUGAAUGUUCUUUCUCAGUUAUUGGGAUGGAGGAAAUCCACUGUGCCUUUUACUUUUUUUUUUAUUAUUAUCUUAAAUAUCUCUUAAAAUUUGAACUAUCAUGGAAACAUAAUGCCAGUGUCACUUACAUGUCAUGGCACUGGAGACAUUUGCUCUUAAUCUUGAUGCUGUUUUUGAAUUUAGGCUCUACCAAGUAAGAACUGAAGUUGAUUGCAGUUUUCAAAACUGACAAAAUAUUUGUAUUCCUUAAAUAA
Messenger RNA from Sinocyclocheilus grahami, 2082 nucleotides. Its product is annotated as protein MGARP-like. The coding region runs from base 63 to 632 and encodes 189 amino acids. Gene Ontology annotation, cellular component: mitochondrion. The transcript has 5 exons. The record is from RefSeq and is a predicted model, not a curated record. NCBI's taxonomy places the organism in Eukaryota, Metazoa, Chordata, Actinopteri, Cypriniformes, Cyprinidae. Gene Ontology annotation, biological process: anterograde axonal transport.